CGAACAUCACAGUCAGCUGGUGAAGACGUGCACUGACUGACGCAAGCAGAUCAGUCUAAAAUUUUACUGAACGACAAUCCAGUUUUACUUAUAUCGUUUUGUCUCCUACGUUUGCGAUAAGUAAUUUUCCAAUGGACUCAAAUUGUUUCUGGUCGACACCUAGGAGACAAAAUCCCAGUCCCUUUCACGUGCACACUAAUGAUGGUAACGUGUCCUCGCAAACACCUGGACUGAUUCGGACCACUGCAUCCGUUGAUUCCGUCCAGACGCGCUCGCCUUACAACGUUUCACCCGCGAACACAAAGAACCCCGAGACAAGAAUCGGAGUAGGGCGCCCAUGUCUAGCCGGCACACAAACGGCAUACCACCAAGCAAACCAACAUACAACUGUUACAGAAUUGCCUAAUAUCAGCACCUUCGGUGAUCUCACACACGAUUCGAGCGGUUUCGCUUCACUGCUGGUCGAUCAGAGUAACAACAGCAACUUCACAAUUCACCAGAAAAGUACCGAACGAACAAGCGUUUCUUGGCCUCACCAAAAUCCGAUUCAUCUAGAAAGUGAUACAAGUGAUCUUGGUUUGGAUCAGAGUGUUCUCAGCGAGCACCAUCAAGUGGAACAAAGAAUUGAGCGCACAGACUAUCCAGUACAAUCAGCAACAUCUGUGAGGUCUCCGGACUUCGCGCCGGACAUGACUUCUACAUGUAUGCGAUCGAAAAUGAACCUGAAUACCGGUAGUGAGACGCGGGACGCAUCGCAUGCCACUAAUUUCCACGUACUGUCUGGCCGCGAGUCUCGUAUGUUGGAGGAAAACUUGGCCUCUGUAGCUCGAUACGUGGAGGAAUUGACUGGAUGCGUUGGUGCAUCCAAGGUCACUACUACCAACCCCAGUUUGAACAGACCGGACAAUACGCAAACCCCAUUGUUACAACGGACCAAAUGCGAGCGAACAACGCAGCUGAGCGAAGACCUAACAUCCAUAGCGGUAGAUCCGUUUAAACAAACGUCGCAAGUGAACCAACUGCAACAAAUUAAUCAACACUUGGCAGCUUUGUCGGCUUUGAAGACAGACAAAUCAAACGAACGUGUUGGAAUGGGCACAGCAACCCAAGAACUACUGACUCGUCUGUUGGCCAAUCAAUUUCCCGAGUUGGUCUUCAGUGCGAGCAGCCUACCUGCAGAACUCAAACAGGAGCGUCCCAAUUGGAGUACUGAGUCGAACUCCUCACUGUCUCGACCAACUUUACCUGCAAACCGUUCGCCCAGACCGUCAGCAAGUGUUGAACCUCAGACGGAACUCACCAGUCUUAGGGGAUCGGGACAAACAACACCCAUGCAAGUCAGUCUGGAUGAGGCAGUGAGGGGGCCUGGCUAUCAACCACCAGGUGUUGGCACUUCUGUGGAUGGCUGUGUCGGACAAACACAAGACGCUUUGUUGGAAAGAAAUGAUCGUCCUAACAGAAUCGAUUCGCCUGUAACAAGGUGUUAUCCACCAACAGCCAGUACACCGCCCCGCAAUAACGCAGAUCUACACAGCACAAGACCAGUGAAUCACUCCGGAACGGGCACAACCAACCCUGUAGCUAUGCUAGCCGGACUGUUGGGCACCAGUGCGGACCAGCUCCUCGGAUUGCUCAAUAACCAACUGAGACAAUGUAUUGGAAACGACACUGGCUGCGCUCCUGCACUUUCAGCCUUACUGGCGGGUCUACAGGAAACAGCAAUGACAAAUCGGUGCAGACAAUUACGGGAGCGAACUUCCAGUGUGAACCAGCUCAAUUUAUCUUCGUACAAUGAAAACGGCAUAGUACCAAAUCUGACUCAACAAGCGAUGGCAUCUACCAGCAACCUGAAUGAAGAAAUAGCACGUCUAGCGGAACCGUAUAAACGUUUUCUGUGCUCCUUAGAAAGUGAUAUUGAACGGGCUGCAAACGUCUAUCGCACUUCAGCA
Messenger RNA from Opisthorchis viverrini, 1949 nucleotides. RefSeq lists its product as hypothetical. The record is from RefSeq and is a predicted model, not a curated record. The annotation marks the transcript as partial. The transcript has 3 exons. NCBI's taxonomy places the organism in Eukaryota, Metazoa, Platyhelminthes, Trematoda, Opisthorchiida, Opisthorchiidae.